AUGGUGAAACUUGAACCAAUUUAUUUAGCGAAUGUUGUUCUCUAUUUGGAUAGUACAACAACGUUUCGAAACUUCACAAAAAUCUCCAAACAAACGAUUAUAGCAAUUUCCAUGCUACAUAUAAACCCCCUCAAAGUACUUCGCUAUAUCCCAUUUCUACUCCAUUAUAUCCCAAAUCUAGAAACUUAUGAAGGGAACCUAAUGGAAGCUCAAAAUGAAAUUACGAAGGAUUUAUUUGAUCAAAUAAGUUGGAUUGAUGGGUCUAAAUUUCUAUUCCAAAUGCAUUUUUUGAAAGAAGAAUUUGCCUGGAAAAUAAGUGCUUUAAAAAUAAAUCCAAGUGAUUUGACAAAUUUGUGUCAACUUCGUCAAAUACGAAAAGUUGUGUUUCAAGGAACAAUAGAUUUUGGUCAACUUGAGAAAAUUAUUGAAAAGUAUAAAUUGAUGACUCUCAAAAAUGUUAUUGUUUAUUUGGAAGACAUCACAGAACUUUAUUUAGAAAAAUGCAUUGAAUUUUGUGCGAAAAACAAAGAAAUUUUUGUUGGGAUUGCAGCUAAAAGAUCUGCUAUAAGCAAAGAGGCUUUUGAGAGAAAAGUAGUUCGCAAUUUGAAAUGUGUACUUUUCGACUUUGACAAGAAAAUUGAAAUCUACAACUCGCCAGUUUUAAUAAGCAAACCCGAAAAUAUAAAAUUGAAAUAUGAUGUUUUGGAUUCAAAUGUUUUGGCACAAAUUGAAAAUGAAACCAAAAAUAAAAAUAUUGAAACUCUCCACGUGGAUGUCGCUCUUAAUAGUAUGGACAAUAUUUCUUUAUUUGAUAUCAAAGCAAAGAGAUUUGAACUUUCUGUGACAAGUGGAAAAUCACUGAAAUUCACAAAUUGUAAAUCACCAUCUGACAUUUGUGUAACAACAAUAAAUUGUCCAAUAAACCUCAACUCCCUUCUCUCAAUAAAGUCGCUUGAACGAGUCGAGGUGAAAGGAAAUUACGUAUUAGAGAAAACAACAAAGGAACACUUUUUGGUGCAAUUUCCACACCCUCUUAAAAGUUUUGUUUUUCAUACAAAAUUUCCACCAAACACAAAUUUGGACUAUUCAAAUAGUUUCAAAACUCUUCAAAAAAUCGAGUUGAUAACUCCAAAAGAAGAAAUUGAUUUGUGUAAUUGUUGUGAAUUAAAAGAAAUUGGCAUAACAAGUAUUUCAAAGACAAAGUGUGUAUUAACUCUUCCAUAUACAAAAUACACAACUCCAAUUUAUAGAUAUAAACAUGAGUGGUUAUAUGGAAGUUUUAAAAAGACUCUUUUCUUUAAAUCAGAAACUGCAAAACUUGAAGUUACAAAUGUUGGAUUUUUCACAGAAAUUGACAUUGAAGGGAAUAUUGAUAAAUUGGAUAUGAGGGAAUGUGCCAACUGUCAAAAGCUCAGACUUCUGUCGACUGCAAAAGAGACUGUUGUGAUGCCACCUACUUGUUACAACUAUCGUUCAUUGUUUAUAUGUUCUGAUAAUUAUCCAUACAUAUUAUUUAAUAAUAGACUGAAUUAUAUUUAUGUAGCAAAAAACUUAGAAAUAUGUGGGAAUGUCAAAUUUAAUUGUAAAAUUGGUGUUGAGGAAAUCGCAUUUUGCGUCGAUGAAGACACAAACCUGUUGAUUGAUUCGGUGUUUAUUGAACAAAUCACUCUUUUGGGCCUGAGAAGACGUCGAAUCACAGAAAGGUACACCAAAAAUGUAGAAACAAAUAAACAACUUUCAGAUGAAGUUUUUGAAGUUGCAAAAAAUAACACAAACAUACGAAUCGGGAAGUACAAGACUGCGAUUACCAAGAAAACAAGUGAUUUGAACUUAUAUGCUACUUUACUAAGAAAGAAAAGCAAAGACAGUGUUUCUGUUAAACCACAAAAAGACCACAAAAAUAAAACAAUACAAAUUACAAAGAGUUCGCACAUUCAAGAACUUCUUGACGAUGAAAAUUAUGAAGAUGACUUCGAUGACUUUGAAGAUGAAGAUGACAAAGACAUCAAAUCUAAUUAA
Messenger RNA from Entamoeba invadens IP1, 2019 nucleotides. RefSeq lists its product as hypothetical. The transcript has a single exon. The record is from RefSeq and is a predicted model, not a curated record. Bases 1 to 2019 code for a protein of 672 amino acids. NCBI's taxonomy places the organism in Eukaryota, Evosea, Mastigamoebida, Endamoebidae.